Rangifer tarandus platyrhynchus (Svalbard reindeer) is the source of this 459-nucleotide messenger RNA. NCBI's taxonomy places the organism in Eukaryota, Metazoa, Chordata, Mammalia, Artiodactyla, Cervidae. The record is from the annotation of a GenBank genome assembly.
AUGCCAGAGCUGCUCUCCUCCGCGGCCUCUGGCCGCCCGGCUGGCCUCGUGACGUUCCGGCCUCGGGUCCAUCGAGCGUCUGUCAGCUCCAAGCUGAGCAAGGCCACCUCGAUUUUCCGAAGUGGCACCGACCCCGGGCAGGGGAGGCCUGGGGCCAGGGCCACUGGCGCCUCCAUGAACAUUUCUGUGGCCAUAACGCCGGCCCUCCCAGGCAAAGCUUCCCCACCCGGUUCACGCAGAGAGCAGCAGGGGCCGCUUCUGACUCGGCCCCCACCCGGGACUUGCUGGAAGCCCGCGCGCUGCACAGCUGCACACAUCUGGAACCUCGCCCGGCUGGAGCCCGAGGGGCGCGCCGGGACCUCCAAAACCUGUGCGCCCGGAGACAUCAGGGCGGCCACAGGCCUCUCCUCCGCCCCGCCGCGGCCCUUCGGCUCCUGCCCGCGCGCCCAGGAGCGCUGA